GGUAAUUACACAUCACCCGGCCUUCUUUUAUUUAUUGCCUCUUCUUCCCGAGAUCGUAUCUCUCCUUCGUUGAUCGCAGGCUUCAUUUCUCCCUCCGUCUCUCUACAGAUCCCUCUUUCAUUUCAGGGAUUAGCAGCAAAAGGACAGAUGGGGCUCACAUUCACCAAGCUCUUCAGCAGGCUUUUUGCCAAGAAGGAGAUGAGGAUUCUUAUGGUUGGUCUUGACGCAGCUGGUAAGACAACCAUAUUGUACAAGCUCAAGCUGGGAGAGAUAGUUACUACCAUCCCCACUAUUGGUUUCAAUGUGGAGACUGUUGAGUACAAGAACAUUAGCUUCACUGUUUGGGAUGUUGGGGGUCAGGACAAGAUCCGUCCAUUGUGGAGGCACUAUUUCCAGAACACCCAAGGUCUUAUUUUUGUCGUGGACAGUAAUGACAGAGAUCGUGUUGUGGAGGCAAGGGAUGAGUUGCAUAGGAUGUUGAAUGAAGAUGAGCUUCGUGAUGCAGUGUUGCUUGUGUUUGCUAACAAACAAGAUCUUCCAAAUGCCAUGAAUGCUGCUGAGAUAACUGAUAAGCUUGGCCUCCACUCUCUCAGGCAGCGCCACUGGUACAUUCAGAGCACCUGUGCAACUUCUGGAGAGGGGCUCUAUGAAGGGCUUGAUUGGCUCUCCAACAACAUCGCCAACAAGGCCUAGACUAGACUGUUGGAAAGCGCGAGGGAAUUCUCUCCUCUUUCACUCUCUCUCUGGAUGCAUGCGGUGUUUUUUCUGGGUUUUUUUUACUCAAGUCUGGUUGUGAACAUCAUCUCUUUUAAAUGGGCAUUUUGAAUUUUAUUUUUUGUGUAGUAUAAGAUUUGAAUAUAUGUAAUGUUAUGGUGUUUUCACUCAUGCUGGUAUGGUUGAGAAUUCCCUUCUCGUUUCCUUUUUGAGCUCUACCUUCUUCCAUUAACGUGUCAAAUUAAGUGUUUUCUUCUUGAUAGUAGUCCUCGAGUGCAAAUGACAUUACGAUUCUCAUCUUGGGAGCGUAAACAUCACCCCUUUCUUGAUGCAAGUCUUUCCAACUCUUGAAAUCAUCUGCCAUCAAGGCAUAUUUAGAGUUUG
This is a messenger RNA of Cuscuta campestris, 1098 nucleotides long. The record is from the annotation of a GenBank genome assembly. Lineage: Eukaryota; Viridiplantae; Streptophyta; Magnoliopsida; Solanales; Convolvulaceae.